Messenger RNA from Pseudoliparis swirei, 3897 nucleotides. RefSeq lists its product as uncharacterized. The transcript has 2 exons. Lineage: Eukaryota; Metazoa; Chordata; Actinopteri; Perciformes; Liparidae. Bases 35 to 3568 code for a protein of 1177 amino acids. The record is from RefSeq and is a predicted model, not a curated record.
UCUUCUAUUGCGUUGUUUGGGGUUACCAGUGAGGAUGUCAUGCCCUUUGAUGAGGCAGUCUUCGCCUAACCCUCCGAUGGUCACCUGCCAUGCUCAGGGCAUGGUGGUGAAAAUGGGAUGGACUGUAUCCAUUGCUCAAAUUAAAGUGAAUUUGUUUGGUAACUGGGAGCCACUGAUGAAGGCUUCAACCAGAUGUGGGUUCAGUGUAGUUGUACAUCCAGAGGGUGUGGUCAUCUCUGUUGGCUAUGCACCCUGCCUGGAGAAAAAGGUAUGGUACCUUUUUUUUUUUUUUAAUGAUAAAAUUCCCCACAAAAAAUUGCAUUAUGAACAAUUUACCCUUUUUGUGUUCCAGGAUGACAUGUACACACUAGAAUUGGCUGGAGAGGGAGAAACUCAAAUAUCCUGUCCAUCACUAUCACCAGCUCAAACUGAACACCCAAGGCCCAUUGAUGGUCCGAAACCGCAAACUGAAACUCCGAGACAAGGGGUAAAUCCCUCCACCCCUUGUCCGACAAAUCCAAAACAAUCUGCUGCUCCCCUGGUAACCGUAUAUACAGAAGAACCUUCUGCAAAGCCUCCAGUCACCCAACAGCCAACUGGUCAAGAAGAACCGUUCUACCCUUAUCCAUUCUAUGUUAAACCACCUAAUCCUGACAGUGUCCCGCCUGCACACACACCAGAACUUGAAACCCCUGGGAUUUUCUCACCUACCAUACUUGUUCCGAAGAACCAAGAGCCACUGAAGCCUGAAGCUCCUCGGGGCCAUGUACUGCAGCCCCUUUAUCUCUCCCCCUUCUAUCCUCAGACCGAGCCUGAAAAUCCAACUACUCCGCUAAGGCCUCCACAGCAUGAAGCCACUCAGGACAGAGUACUGAAGCCCCUCUAUCCCUUUGCCGACAACCCUCAGCCAGAGUUUGAAAAGCCAACUGUUGCUUCAAGGCCUCCACAGCCUGAAGCCACUCGUGGCCAAUUAGAGCAGCCCCUCUAUCCCUUCCCCUUCUACCCUAUGCCAGAGCCUGAAAAGCCAACUGCUGGUCCGAGGCCUCCGCAGCCUGAAGCCACUCGUGGCCAAGUAGAGCAGCCCCUCUAUUCCUACCUUUUCUACCCUCAGCCAGAGCCCGAAAAGCCAACUGCUGCGUCAAGGCCUCCACAGCAUGAAGCCACUCGGGACAGAGUACUGAAGCCCCUCUAUCCCUUCGCCGACAACCCUCAGCCAGAGCUCGAAAAGCCAACUGCUGCUUCAAGGCCUCCACAGCCUGAAGCCACUCGAGGCCAAGUUGAGCAGCCCCUCUAUCCCUUCCCCUUCUACCCUAGGCCAGAGCCCGAAAAGCCAACUGCUGCUCCGAGGCCUCCGCAGCCUGAAGCCACUCGUGGCCAAGUAGAGCAGCCCCUCUAUCCCUUCUACCCUAGGCCAGAGCCCGAAAAGCCAACUGCUGCUCCGAGGCCUCCGCAGCCUGAAGCCACUCGUGGCCUAGUAGAGCAGCCCCUCUAUCCCUACCUGUUCUACCCUCAGCCAGAGCCCAAAAAGCCAACUGCUGCUCCGAGGCCUCCGCAGCCUGAAGCCACUCGUGGCCAAGUAGAGCAGCCCCUCUAUCCCUACCUGUUCUACCCUCAGCCAGAGCUCGAAAAGCCAACUGCUGCUUCAAGGCCUCCACAGCCUGAAGGCACUCGGGGCCAAGUAGAGCAGCCCCUCUAUCCCUACCUUUUCUACCCUCAGCCAGAGCCCGAAAAGCCAACUGCUACUCCAAGGCCUCAACAACCUGAAGCCAUUCAGGGACAAGUAGAGCAGCCCUUUUCUGCCUUCCUCUUCUGCCCUCAGCCAGGGCCCCAAAAGCCAACUGCUGCUCGAAGGCCUCAACAGCCUGAAGUCACUCUGGGUCAAGUAGAGAAGCCUCUUUAUCCCUCCCGCUUCUGCCCUCAGCCAGAGCCCAAAGAGCCAAUGGCUGCUCAUAGGCCUCCACAACCUGAAGCCCCUCUGGGCCAAGUGGGGCAGCCCCUCUAUCCCUUCCCUUUCUACCCCACGCCAGAGCCCGAAAAGCCAACUGUUACUCCAAGGCCUCAACAACCUGAAGCCGCUUGGGGCCAAGUGGAGCAGCCCGUCUAUCCCUUCACUUUCUACCCCACGCCAGAGCCCGAAAAGCCAACUGCUACUCCAAGGCCUCAACAACUUGAAGACACUCGGGGCCAAGUGGAGCAGCCCCUCUAUCCCUUCUCUUUCUACCAUCAGCCAGAGCCCGAAAAGCCAACUGCGACUCCAAGGCCUCAACAACCUGAAGCCACUUGGGGCCAAGUAGAGCAGCCCCUCUACCCCAAACCAGAGACCAAAAAGCCAACUGCUACUCCAAAGCCUGAAGACACUCGGGGCCAAGUGGAGCCACCUAGCUAUCCCUACCUUUUCUACCCUCAGCCAAAGCCUGAAAAGCCAACUGCCCCAAGUCCUCCACAGCCUGACGCACCUCAGGGCCAAGUAGAGAAGCCCUUAAACCCCUUCUAUUCUUUACGAAAGCCUGUCGGCAUCGUCUCACAAGACCGACCUGUUUAUUGUCCUCAGUUUUGCCCAUCUGUAUUUUUUGAUUGCUGUCCACAAAUUUCAUAUCAUCACCAUCUCCAUCAAAUUAUUCCAUUUGGACCUGGCAGUCAAGAGGCACCUUCACUUUUUCCUGGGCCACUAUACCUUCCUUCAGGGGUGUAUUCUGGGUUUGGCAAUGUCUUGGGCUCUGCUCUCCUUCCUCAAGAGCCAACUGGAGUAAUGACGACGCAAGCUACCAAGACGUACCCCUCUGCACCGAUUUCAAAUCUGUCCCUUCAAUCUGAAAAUGAAAAGGGGCCGCAACUUCAGCCACCUGGUGGCGACCUUGCUGCACUACCAGAUACUCAUAGCAAGUCUACAAAUCCUGAAUGGACAAUUUACCCGCAUUUUCUAAAUUCUCAAAAUCCUAAUUGGCCUGAUCUACAACAAAAUGAGGAGCCGCAGAAUUUACCACAGAGUGUAUCACUAGCUUACUACAAUGUGCCCUCUAAACAACAGGCUCCAGGUAGCAAACAAGGAAAUCCAGUGCUGAAAUAUGAGCCACAUACUGUACAGCCCACGAAGCAGCAAAACGUCCAACUAUUGGGUUGGGACAUGGAUAAUCCAUCUGGGUCUUACGUCGACCAAUAUCUUCAACACCUUAUAGAAAAGCAGCAAAUGCCCCAAGAUGCACAAAUUCAUCACGAGUUGAUGGCCCCAAACAUGUCCCAACUACAGCCAUUGAGUGACCCAAAGCAAUCCACUAAUCGUAGACCAACUGUGCACUCCUAUUCUGAACCAAAGAGUAAUGUGUUGCUAAAGCAUGGCCCAUCAGGUAGGGAGCCUGACGAGUACAAUGACUCGCCACUGCCUUCCAGUGACCUGGUUCAUGAUUCAAGCUUAAUUGCACAACAUCUUGCAAGGCAUCACAAUGGUAAACCUCAACGUCUUCAGGAUUUGAAGACUCCACAGGAAAAACCCAGACGCUCCAAAUUACUUGCUAAAGACAUUUCCAAUCCCUCACCCGUCAAAAACAAGCCUGCUGAUGAAUUGGGUUAAUCAUCAUUAUCUCUUUGUCUGACCCUCAUUUCAUGCCUUUGUCCCAGGGCCCUUAAUUCCUUGUGUCAUUGAAAGAUUCCUGGAGGCCCGUGACUCUAGGUUCAACCAAAGGAUUCCACUUCAUGUUCCAGGAAAUGCAUUUCAACAAAAGGACUCUGAAACUGACAACCAAGCUGAUGGUAUUUUAAAUUUAAAGUAAAAAAAAAACUGUUUUACGCUGGUCUCCAGGACUAAUGUGCAUCUCUUGCAGGACUAAACGAACCCUUUCAGUGAGAAAGUGGAACAGGGAAGCAGAUGUUAUCAAAGUGAAUAAAUGAUUGAAACAACUA